GUGUUGCUAUAAAAGACAUGGAUUGAUCCUCCAAAGAUCAGUGUUCGGUACUCAAUUGGAAGUUUUGUGUUAAGCGACGGAAACCGUUACGGUAAUAUCAAAGUCCAAUUGAAACAAAAGUGAAUAAUUAAAUCUACAAAAAUGUACUCGAAAAUGAUCGCUGUUUUGGCUUUUGCCGCCGUUGUUAUUGCUGCCCCUCAGCACCAGGAAGCGGCGAGAUUCCCAGCUGGAGUUAAUCCAGCUGCUUGCCCAUCAUACCCCAACUGCGACAACGCUGCCCUGCACAACCCACAGCCACAUAACAACCACGCUGCCAACCAGUGGAACCCGAACUGGAACGCUCAGCCAAGCUGGAACGCUGCUCCACAACCCGCAUGGAAUGCCCAGCCAGCCUGGAACCACCAGCCAGCUGCCCCAGCCUGGAAUGCUCAGCCAAGCUGGAACUCGUACCCAGCUGUUUCCGGACCAGCCCACAACCAUUUGGCCGCCCCAGCCCCAACCGCCGGAGGUGACAAAUACCCAGCUGGUGUGAACCCACAGAGUUGCCCGAACUACCCAUACUGUGAUAACUCUGCUCCAGCUGGAGCUCCACAUGCCGCUCCACUGCCAGGAUACACCGAACGUCAGUACCCUGCUGGAGUCUCCCCACACAGCUGCCCAAACUUCCCAUACUGCAACUAAAUUGUGAUACCCCUCUGACCUCAACCCGAUUUCUAGCCGACCCCUUCUCUGAAUAUCCUUAUCUGUGCUUUAACCAUUUACUCCCCCUUCAGUGCUAACCAAAUCAAGCUUCCGUUGCUUGCCACCCACACUGCCAUGAUUGUUUUAUGUAAAUAAUGUCUCAAAUGUGAUUCGUUAUGUUGUGCAUGUGUAAAGAUAGUGUUCCUUUUUGUGUAGCAUUUUUGUUUUGUGCAGAGAAAAGCAGAUUAUUAUAAGAAAAUUGAAUGCAAUUCUAAAUUAUAAACAUGAAA
Toxorhynchites rutilus septentrionalis is the source of this 971-nucleotide messenger RNA. RefSeq lists its product as uncharacterized. The coding region runs from base 142 to 681 and encodes 179 amino acids. The record is from RefSeq and is a predicted model, not a curated record. The transcript is spliced from 3 exons. Lineage: Eukaryota; Metazoa; Arthropoda; Insecta; Diptera; Culicidae. Gene Ontology annotation, molecular function: structural constituent of cuticle.